Messenger RNA from Lasiodiplodia theobromae, 1584 nucleotides. Its product is annotated as WLM domain-containing protein. Gene Ontology annotation, molecular function: protein heterodimerization activity. The transcript is spliced from 2 exons. Lineage: Eukaryota; Fungi; Ascomycota; Dothideomycetes; Botryosphaeriales; Botryosphaeriaceae. The record is from RefSeq and is a predicted model, not a curated record. Bases 1 to 1584 code for a protein of 527 amino acids.
AUGCCGCUCGGCUUCGAGCGGCUGAACGAGCGCGCUUCGCGGCCGAACAAGCUGAUCAACUUCAUCAAACCGCUGCCGGGCAGCGGCGCCGCGACGGCGGAGCGCAUCCUCAACCGCGUGGCGGCGCGGUGCUACCCGAUCAUGAAGGCCAACAACAUCGCCGUCAUGGCGCUCGAGGAGUACGAGCCGAACCCGGAGUUCGUGGGGCGCAACUUCAACGCCGGCGAGGUCAUCCAGCUAGUGCUCAAGAGCCGGGACGGUCGCUGGCUCAGCGUCAAACAGGUCGAGAUGGUCAUGAUGCACGAGCUCGCCCACUGCAAGCAGAUGAACCACAGCAGGUUCUUCUGGAGGGUGAGGAACGCGUAUGUGGAGGAGUUGAGGGCGCUGUGGGCGAAGGGAUACACUGGUGAGGGGUUGUGGGGACGGGGAAGAGAGCUGGAGGGCGGCGCUACGGUCAACGAAGAUGAGUUGGUUGACAUCGUGGACGUGGAAAGCCUGUGUGGUGGCACCUAUAGGAGCAGAGGAAAGAAGAGGGGGAGGGGUGGCAAGGAGAAGCCCGAACUGAGCUACGCAGAAAGGAAACAGCGGAGGAUUCUGAAGAAGUUUGGUGCUGGAGGCACAGUGUUGGGAACAGACGAAGCUGUCAAGACAGAGUUGGAAGAUGGUAAGAAGACAAAGAGCAAGGGCAAGCCACGCGUGGCGAACAGUGCUAGAGGGAGAGAACUGCGAGCUGCCGCGGCACUUGCGCGUUUCGAUAAAGCGAAGGAAGAACAGCAGGAGGUGCCGGGCGAGUCUUGCACAGAAUCCGAGUAUGACUCUGAUGGAGUUGAUGGCCCUGCCGCUCUCGAUAUCGAUGGCAACGAGUUGAGAGACGAGAAAGGCAACGGUUUCAUCAGGAUCUGCGAAGAUGAAGACCAGGAUGAUGUUCACGUCAAGCAAGAGAUGGACGAGCUCAGGGAGCUACGCCAGGAAAAAAUCACCAAGUUCACGAAGAAGCAACCGCAAUCCGAGGAAACUGCACAGGAACUUAUUGACUUGACAAAAGACAGCCCACCACCAGCAAAAUCGGGUCAGGAACCGGUCAAGCUCAGCAGCUCUAACAAAAGACAUGGGGCCAACUCCAAAGCAGGCCAACCGUCAACAAGCCGUGUGAACACUUCAAACUCGUCUAACCCGAAACCCAACUCGAUCAGCAAGAAGUCGGCUGCCUCAACUCAGCCCUCCGCCAAUAUGGAAUGUCCAAUCUGCUCAUUGUCCAAUGAGCAGAGUGCUCUGACCUGCGCUGCCUGCUCACACGUGCUCAAGCCAGAAGCUGUACCCGGUUUAUGGAAAUGCAGGAGCUUGACAUGCCGUGGAGGAGCAUACUUGAAUGCUGGAGACUCGGCAAGUCCUACGGCCACCACCACCCAUGUCUUCGAGCGCGUUGCCACCGAGGUCUCCAGUCUUGCUGCCUACAACAAGAAGUCCACCGCCUCUUCCCGCGAGAGGAUAUGCGAGCUAAAAGUAUGCCUCAGUGAGGAACAAGUCAUGCUGGCAAUACGCACACCUAACGCAAUGGAUGGGCCCUCUUCGACGACACUCUGA